AUCAUCGUCGAUCGUCGACCAGGCAAAUCACAAGACAAUGAAGAAAGAAACGGCACAAUGGCGUGCUGCGUCGUAUGUUUACUCAAGGGAUGGUAACUCUCCUAUUCGAGCAAUUUGACGAUUGGCCUUUGGCGGUGGCAACCAAGAGGCUUCAAAUGAAUGACUUUGCCUCGACUAACUACACCGUCGACAUUAAGGCAAGUCAAAGCAACUUCGAGGGUGGCAACUCGAAGGCUAAACGAGCACUUGGCCUCGACGAUCAAGCAGAUUCGGCGACAAGGGCAAGUCCUGCGUUCGGUGGCAAGUAGGGCUGUGUUGGCAUUCGCACAAGUCCAACGGAACGGUGGUGCGACCUCUAGUAGAGCAGCUUGAGGCUCGAAAUGGGAACUUCGCCUCGACGAGAAAUAUUUCGGUGACAAGAGCAUUCCCUGUCUUCGCGUUCGACAAGACGGUUGGCCAAGACAGGCUUCGAUGUCCAAGGAUAAGAAGCUGACCAUGUGUAUAUGUACUCUCUCCCCUCUUUCCGUUUGUUUUCAUGUUUAUGUUAUCUUCUCUUGUUCCUUUUUUUUUCGCUUUUUCUUUAAUUUUUUCUCUGGUGUUAACUUCUUCGCCCUAGUCAUUGUACUAGUGAUUUUUUUGAUGCGCGGGGCGCGCAUCUUUGUUUGGCCGGGGAGGUGUUAUGAUCUGCCAUUCCUGGCAGCUCAUAAGACUAUGUUGUCUUCUUCUUGUCCUUUCUUUUCUGUUUUGCAGUUGUUUUCCAAUUCUUUCUGUUCUUGCGCAAUACUUGUGUCAUCCUCUGGUUUUCCCAACUCUUUCUAUUCUUGCGCAACUCCUGCGCAACUCUUGCAUAACUGUUGUUCAGCUUGUGUACUAUAUAUAGCCGUUCACUUUAUGCAAAUAAAUAUGAGAAGUGAGUAGUACCUCACACAAACAACAAUUCUAUUUAAUAUUUGUACAAUUUUAUCAAAACAGAAUAGUAAACAUUGUUCGAACCUUCUUAUAUCAACACUAAAAAGACAUAAUGACAUAUUUUCAAAUGUUUGUUUAUUUAAAUUUCGUUUAUUAUUGUUAAAUGAAUUAUCAAAAAAUGAUGAAGAUAUCAGUGGUGGUCUACACGUGUUGUUAAAUUUUCAAAAUUUAACGAAUGAUGCAAUUCACAGCUUAAUGGAAUUAAAGAAAAAAUUUAUAAAAAAACGUGAUCAAAGCGUUAUCUUUGAUAAAAUUAAAUCGGCCACAUAUCAACCUUUACGAGAAUUUAUUCGAGUAUUACUGGAUGAGAGUAAUCAUAACCUAGAUGCAUUGAAACAAGUUCUUGAGCAAUGCCUUGGUCGAUUAAAGAUUUCUGAAUUGAAAUCGGUGGAAUAUCGUAUUAAAUUAUAUUUAAUACAAGCAACAAUUUGUAAGUUGGAGAAUGAACCAGUUAAAGCACUGGAUAUUUUGCAUGAUGCAUUGCUGUGUUACCCGCACAACGAUGUUGUCAAUUGUCUAGUCAUAUUUAUCAACGAUAAUGAAUUUUAUCAAACGUUAAUUAAUCAAAAUAACUACGAUUUUAUUGUGUCAGGCAAUAUAAAUCCACCUACGACAAUCAUGAAUUUGAAAUUUCUGAAAAAAGAUAAUCAGUUAACAAUGAUAAAAAAAUAUGAACAAUCAGUUAUCAAACACAUGCAAAAUAACUUAUUACAAUCAGCAAUAUCUUACAUUGAUUUUUGUAUGGUUGCUCGUGGCGAUGCAACAAUGAUUGCAACAAGUAUGUUAAUAGCAUGUCUGUAUUUUCAUAAAUUAAUGAAACAAUCACUAUCAUCGAAAGCUGAAUUAUAUGCAUAUCGAUCAGUUAUAUUUAAUUUAUCUUCAGAAAUAUUUCAGAUGACAAGACAUUAUUUACCAUUACAUUUAGAAUUUUACAUAUACAAACUGUUGUUCACAUUAAUCUCACGUUCAAACGAAUUACUCAAAGCAUGUUGCUUGUCAAAAACUAAUUUUCGCAGAACAACUUCUGAAUUAAUUAUAACAAAUAAUCAUCGUUUUAUACUUGAACAAUUAUUAACAAGUAUCUCUCGUGUCGCAAAAGUAUCAUCGUUUAUACAGUUACCAACAUCCUCAGUAUAUGAUACACUGUAUUUGAAAGCAACUGGAAAAAAGUUUCUUGAAAAAUAUUUAAAAUUUAUGUCAUCCAAUAAUUACAUCUAUCAAUAUAAUCUGUUUGAAGGUAUCUGGAAAGGUUGGAUAUCAAAUGAAAGUUUCAAUGAUGAACGUAUUUAUUGCAUGGAAUUAAUAUUAGAAAAUCAUGAGUGGUCUAUGAGCGAUGUUGAAUUUAUACUUCAGUAG
This is a messenger RNA of Didymodactylos carnosus, 2325 nucleotides long. The record is from the annotation of a GenBank genome assembly. Lineage: Eukaryota; Metazoa; Rotifera; Eurotatoria; Philodinida; Philodinidae.